Molecule: messenger RNA, 1700 nt
Organism: Gossypium raimondii (Peruvian cotton)
Lineage: Eukaryota; Viridiplantae; Streptophyta; Magnoliopsida; Malvales; Malvaceae
Product: protein OXIDATIVE STRESS 3
Exons: 2
Coding region: 39-479 (146 amino acids)
Source: RefSeq, a predicted model, not a curated record
CUAAAAUAUCAUAUAUAGGGUUUUUCAAAAGUAAAUUAAUGAGUGAAAUAUUUGGAGAUAUGAAAAUGAAGAAAAUGGAAAGUGAUGAGUCCUCCUUUGAAAACUCCAUUAAUGCUUCAAUAGCUUCUUCAUCAGACUUGGUUGAUGAUGCUACAUCUUCUGCAUCAUCAUCGAAUGGGCCACUUUAUGAGUUAUCCGAGAUGAUGGCUCAACUACCUAUCAAGAGAGGGCUAUCAAAGCAUUACCAUGGGAAAUCACAGUCAUUCACAUCGCUAGCAAACGUGAAGAGCAUUGAAGACCUACCAAAGAAAGUGGUUCGUGUAAGAGCUAAGAUGAUGAAAUCAUGCAAGAGCUAUGGAUGGGGAUUAGAUGGUCAUCAUCACCAUAACAAGGUGUAUUAUAGCCCUAAGGCUACCAUAUCAAAGAAGGGUUCAAGUUCAACAAGGGUUUGUUUUAUGUCUUCUUCUCUAGCUACCUAGUAACCUAUAUAGUGAUUAAUAUGUGAAUUUUAUAAACCUAGCUACCCCUUUUUGAGUAGCAUACCAUUUUGAGGGGUUCUUUUUCUUUGGACUAUGGUUUCAUGGAAAUAUGAAUAUGGGAAGCUAUAUUUGAAGCAAUUAAAUUGUUGUUGUUGACGGGACGAAGCCAAAGUUUAUCUUUUAGGGCUUAAAAUUAAAUUAUAAAUUUUUAAAAGGAUGAAAGUUUAAAAAGAUUAAUUUUUUUUUCAUUUUAAGAGGGCUAAAGAUUAAUUUUAAUCAAUUAUUUAUCAUAGUAAUAUUUUUUUAUUAAAAUUUAUCUAUUUUCUAUUUAGGGUGGGUUUGGAUGGGCGUCUAGGUACGGUGCGUUUAUUUUUAUUUCAUACUACAGUAUUAUUAUAAUAUCUAAUCUUACCAUCACCAUUAUUUUUAUACUAAUCACAGAUAAAUACACCGUUCAUCUAAACCUACCCUAAAUCAUACGAUAAUAAUCUAAAUUUAUAAUACGAUGAUAAUCUAAAUUUAUAAAUGUUAUAGAAAACACUUUGGAAAAGAAAUCCAUUUAUAUUGCUUUUAUACUAUUUUAAUGUGGACCCCAAAGUUAACCACGUGUACGGGUCAGAUCAAUCAGGAACCUAAUUCUUCCACGUGGUCUCAUCUCCGACAAAAGAAAAACCAUUAUUAAUUUACAGUGUGAUCUUAUCCAUUCUCAAAUCCUCCAAUUACAAGCUCUAUAUAAACCCCCAUUACCUCCAAAAAACCACCGGUUCACGCCAUAAGUAAUCCAAAAGAAAUCGGUUCGAAUAUAAUUUGAAAAUUGAAAAACUGGUAGCCGGAGUUGCAGAAAAGAUGAAGAAUACCGGAAAGAGUAGCAAAGGUACCGGAAAAUCGUCGGACGUGAGGAAAGAUAGGAGAUCUGGUACUGGAAUGAUUGGAUCGCCAAAGAAAGGAGGUCAUGGCGGGAAGUUCACUUGGGCCGGAGAUGGCUUUUCGCCGGCUGAGAUUGGAGUUGAGAAACAGGUUUUUGAUGUUAAGGAUCCUAACUUUGAAGAUCCUGAUGAAAUCGUGAAUGAUAAUUAAUUGUGUUGUCUAUGAUGGUAGUGUGAGAUCGUUAUUAUUAUCAUCAUCGAUCGUUGCCUUUGGUUUUUUUUUUUUCUAAUCUAGUUUUUAUGAUGAGACCAUGAAAAGUGUUUAUGAAUAAAUUUGUAGAAAUUGCGGUUUUAA